CCCCCCACCCCCCACAACAGUUCCCUUCUCUCCUCUGUAUAAUUUCAUUUCACUUCAAACCCACCAAGAAAGUAUCUUAAUUUGAAGAUUUUUCUUUGUAAGUGUGUGCGGCGGAGAGAGUAUUGCAGCCAAUAAUCCACGUAAAUUUCUUUUGUGUUUGUGUCUGGGAGUACAGGAAAAUGGCUGAAACGAAAGGGGAGAACAAGAGAUUAUCGAUAAACCUCUCCUUUCUUGCUCCCGCUGACUCCACAAAACCAACCGGUGCCAACAAAUCUCCCAAGAUUUUCGAGGAGCCAAACGGCGUCGUUGGGCUAGGGAUUCUUGCAGCUCUGGAGAAUCAAGAUCCAGAUUAUGUCAGUGGUGGUGUCAGAAGUGCGGUUCUGGCAAUCUCUCCCAAAUCCGCAUCGAAUCCCAUCCCAAUUCUCAGCAACAAAAUUUUCUCGGAGGAUGAUAGUAGUAAGAAGCUUAGUGGGGAUGAAAUGGGAGUGGAUGAGGAGUACACUUGUGUUAUAUCUCACAUUGGAGAGAAUCUGAUCAAGAAAGAGUAUUUUGAGACUGACCUUCUCGGAAACAACAAUGGGUCUCAGAGGGUUUCUGUUGUUAAAGGAAAUGGCGGUGGUUAUGAGGCGGUAUCCGCGAGUGGUGGUGGUGGUGGAGGAAUUGCCGCCUUGGCGAUCGCUGAUUUUCUGGAUUCUUGCUUUCUUUGCAAGAAGAGGCUUCAUGGUUUGGAUAUUUUUAUGUACAGAGGCGAAAAGGCAUUUUGCAGUGCAGAAUGCCGGUACAGGCAAAUCUCAAUCGACGAACAGAACGAGAAGUGCCAUUCUGGGGCGAGGAAGCCAGUCGAGCACUCCGUUUCACCUUGCUCCGAUCCACUUCAGUUUUCCACUGGAGUUGCCGCGGCCUGAGUAGCAGUUAAAUUUGUUUAUACCUACAAUAUAUAUACGAAUUACAGAUGAAUAAAAGCAUGUUGGAAAGAAGCUAUUUUCCUACGUAGUCUAUAUGUGAUUUAUUCAUAAAGGGCAAGGAAGAACAACUUCCUAGUUUUUGCUUUGUACGCUCUGAUAGAGGCUGGUCAAUGGUGUAGUAACAGGUGAACAUGAGAUUAUGUAUCAGAGAAAGCAAAAGGAAGGCACUGAAAUAAUUGUCUUCUUAUCUGCCCACUCUUGUUCUUUGAAUAUUAUUGAAAUUUAGAUUUGAUAA
Sesamum indicum (sesame) is the source of this 1200-nucleotide messenger RNA. Its product is annotated as FCS-Like Zinc finger 14. Lineage: Eukaryota; Viridiplantae; Streptophyta; Magnoliopsida; Lamiales; Pedaliaceae. The record is from RefSeq and is a predicted model, not a curated record.